AUGCAGAGCGCCAUCGAACGCUACCUCGCCACCGAACGCUACCUCGCCACCGGCAAGGACAAUGGGCUGGGUACGAAGCCUUCUGUUCCUCAUUACGGUUUCCUGCUCCGCUCAGAGCUGGUAAUGGCGUUUCCAGACAUGGUGAUUCCCACUUAUGGCAUUGUGGUCGCCAGUUCUAAUGUAACUUCUACCCUCACACUCAAGGCUGUCGUAGUGUUCAGAGGGCGCCCAGAAAUGAAGAAGGACAUUACCAUCGAGAGAUCGUCUGAGAGAGAUAACAUGUCUUUGAAUGUACACAUUAGUAGAAGAUAG
Molecule: messenger RNA, 312 nt
Organism: Fusarium sp. VM40
Lineage: Eukaryota; Fungi; Ascomycota; Sordariomycetes; Hypocreales; Nectriaceae
Source: the annotation of a GenBank genome assembly